This is a messenger RNA of Triticum dicoccoides, 1271 nucleotides long. RefSeq names its product RING-H2 finger protein ATL73-like. The coding region runs from base 266 to 892 and encodes 208 amino acids. Lineage: Eukaryota; Viridiplantae; Streptophyta; Magnoliopsida; Poales; Poaceae. The record is from RefSeq and is a predicted model, not a curated record. The transcript is spliced from 3 exons.
GUCACACGAAGAUACUCCCCAUUUCCCGGGACUCUCUCUCCCACCAACUUCCGGAUUCCGUUUCCACCCGCCCGCUCCGCUCUCGGCGCAUCAUUCCUUGCCAGCGGUCCACGCAAAUCCCAAAUCCCAAACCCCGCGCCGAUGGACACGCAGCUCGAGCCCACCCGCGCCGCUCUUAUACGCCGCAGCCUGCUCGGGCAGCCGUGAUAACGCUCCUUCACCUCCCACGUGCCGAUUCUGGUGGCCUUGGCGGCGGGGCGGCGAGAUGCUGGGGUCCGGGCUGAAUCUGGUGACCACGGUGAUCGGCUUCGGGAUGAGCGCCACCUUCAUCGUCUUCGUCUGCGCACGCCUCAUCUGCGGACGCGCCGUGCGGGCCGACGCCGAGGCCGACGUCGCCGCCGCCCGGGCCAUGGCUCCGGGCCCCGCGCCCUUCGACUUCGACAUCGAGUUCCGCACCGCGGAUCUCGAUCGCACGAUUCAGAACACCUGCAGUGGAUUGGAACCUUUCGUUGUUGCUGCAAUUCCAACAAUGACGUAUAGCUCUGAAGCCUUCCAUUCAAAAGAUGAUGCCCAGUGCUCCAUAUGUUUGGGUGAAUACGACGAGAAAGAGAUCCUGCGUAUAAUGCCCACAUGCCGACAUAAUUUUCAUCUUUCCUGUAUAGAUAUAUGGUUAGAGAAGCAAACGACCUGCCCAAUAUGCCGAAUCUCGUUGGACUUACCGGGUGGAAAAGCCAGUGCUUCCCCUGCCCGUAGCCUCCCUCAAUUAUUUGGCCACCCUGAGAGCUCUGCCAGUCGUUCACCGCAUUGGAUACUUCCCAUGCAUCGUGAUCGUACCGGGGGUAGAGGUAACAGACCGGCCUCACAAGAAUCACUAGAAGUGGUCAUAACAUGAAAUGCACUGAGACAAAAUCAAGACACGUUGGUCAGGCUAUGUUGUUCCUUGGCGGUGCAUGGAGGACGUCUGCCAUUUGCAGAAAUCCUGUGCAUCCUUCUUCCAUCACAAUUCACCACACUUUGGGCGUAGAAUUGGAGGCAAUUUGUUUGUAGGCCCGGCCUUUAGGCAUGCUUUCUAUGUCACGGGUUGUAGAUUAGGGAUUUCCCCAUUUCGCUACUUCGUGGCUCUUUGUAUGUUCGUUUUGAUGAGCAUUUGUUGUAUAUUCCCAAAGGAAAUAGUUGUACAGAUCAGAUGAGGAGCUGCGAAAAUAUUUGUGUGGCUUCUCUGCUCGUCAGACAAAUCGCCAGCGCUUCUGAAAUGCACACUGUUUUCCCUA